AUGUCUACAAAUUCGGACGCAAGUCAACUCGGCAGUGGCUGCGAUCGAAGUGCUAUAGACAUUACCUGGAGCUGCGCUGCAGUCAUACUCGCUUGCGUCUGGAAAGCUGUCCACCCAAACGUGCCUCCCCCAGACUCGGACUCGAGGGGAUCGAAGCGGGCAUUCGUACUACGCAGGCUCUACAUGACACUGUGGACCAUUCUUCUACCGGAAGUAGUGGUUCUGCGGGCGGCCACCCAGUGGCAUGAAACUCGAAGAAUAGCAGAAGCGUACAAAAAACAGCACCCGGAGGAUAGUAUAGAUAUUCCGUUGAAUACGGGCGCUCGUAGUUCCAAAGAUGUUGCUCAGCCAAAGUACAGGAGCGAUGAAUCCAGAAACAGACCACAGUGGACGAACACCCAUUCAUUUUUUCUCUCCAUGGGAGGUUUUGUCACCAUCCAGUCGGAUGGGAAGCGACGGACCAUUCGCCCUGAGGACCUAGGCGUUGUAGUAGCCGAGGACUCCAUGGAAACCGCCCCCAAACUGCCUUGGCCAAUGGUCGAAGAAGACGACAUCAAAGAGAAGAGACAGGGCGAUACGAUCACCAAGGCCCUCGUCGUCUGGCAGACCACCUGGUUCGUGCUCCAAAUUAUCGCUCGUGGGGUGGAAGGGUUGGCCGUAACCGAACUCGAGAUCAUGACGCUUGCAUACGGUCUCUUGUCCGCUUUCCUCUACGGGCUCUGGUGGAACAAACCAUAUGACGUUCAGACACCGAUUCUCGUCCAAGCCCAACUGGAAGAAGUAGAUCUACAUGACUCAACUCCUGCGAGAGAACCGCUGAAAGUCGCGGAUUUCCUGCAUGGGAUCUGGAUUGCUCAACUGGACACGAUCAUCUUCGAAGGCAGGUUCUUCCACUCAGAUAUCCCUCUCUUCGACGGCAUGGUUUCCGCCAUCUUCUUGAUCACAAGCGCGACUUUAUUCGGCGCCAUUCACUGCAUUGCAUGGAACUUUGAAUUUCUUACCCAUAUCGAAAGACUGCUGUGGAUCUCGUCUUCCCUAGUCGUAGCUGCCACGCCAUGCAUUCUGACGGCUGGUACAAUAUUCACCGCUCUGGUUUCGCCAGUUCUUGAGAGGUUCCUCCACCGGGUUUGCUUCAUUGCAUUCACGAAGGGGGGAGAUUUUAUUCAUCAUGUGGCACUCUGUGUAUAUUGUCUGGCGCGCAUCAUUUUGAUCGUCCAACCCUUUGUUCUUCUUCGCGAUUUAUCUCCUUCUGCCACUCAGUCCAUCUCGUGGACACGCUUCAUCCCUCAUGUUUAG
Molecule: messenger RNA, 1296 nt
Organism: Pleurotus ostreatus (oyster mushroom)
Lineage: Eukaryota; Fungi; Basidiomycota; Agaricomycetes; Agaricales; Pleurotaceae
Exons: 3
Coding region: 1-1296 (431 amino acids)
Source: RefSeq, a predicted model, not a curated record